Pseudophryne corroboree (corroboree frog) is the source of this 1069-nucleotide messenger RNA. RefSeq names its product mitochondrial fission process 1 (gene MTFP1). Gene Ontology annotation, biological process: mitochondrial fission. Bases 307 to 834 code for a protein of 175 amino acids. NCBI's taxonomy places the organism in Eukaryota, Metazoa, Chordata, Amphibia, Anura, Myobatrachidae. Gene Ontology annotation, cellular component: mitochondrion. The transcript is spliced from 4 exons. The record is from RefSeq and is a predicted model, not a curated record.
CACGCCGACUGCGCAGCGCCAGCACUUCCAGGUGUGCUCUGUAUCUGCAUCCCAUACACAAUGGGAUUGCACCUGGCUGUGUACGUACACAGAGAUGCUGCUGCAAUGUGGUGACAGGGUUAUGUAACUACUACGUGCGCUCUUCCCACUACGUAUCGCCAGAAGCGGCGGCGCAGAACGCUUAUGUUUGUGUGGUACUGGUGCUGCUGCUCCUUCUAUAUGUGAUCUUGUGAGACUCUCCCUGGCUGCAGUGUCCUUAGUGCACACAUAGUGAUCAGCCACACACACUACCCCCGGUCGCCAGCCAUGGCACACCACCCCCUGCCGGGCACAGCAGCCUCACAGCAGCCGCCGGACCUCUACAGAGACACGUGGGUCAGAUACCUGGGCUAUGCCAACGAGGUUGGGGAGUCAUUCCGUGCCUUAAUACCUAAAGCUCUUGUGUGGGCCACCUAUGGAAUAGCUACAGCAUAUGUAACUGCAGAUGCCGUAGAUAAAGGUCAGAAGGCAGCAGAGGCUAACCAAGAUGGUCCAGAUCGAAGAACAGAUAUCACAGUAGCAGUAGUAGAUACUUUUGUCUGGCAGGCUCUUGCCUCUGUUGCCAUUCCUGGGUUUACCAUCAACAGACUAUGCGCUGCUUCACUUUACAUGAUGGGACGUGUUACUCGCUGGCCUCUCCCAGUACGGAAGUGGGCUACUACUGCAAUAGGACUCUCAGCUAUUCCUGUAAUUAUAACACCAAUAGACAGAUCUGUGGACAUGUUGCUAGACUCAAGUCUGCGCAAACUCUAUGGCACAAAGGCAAGAGAGCCAGAGUCAUCUGAAACCAGAUGAGUCCCUACUGGAGGAGUUCCGUUUGAGAGAUGUUUCACCUGAAGGACUGGAUCAGAAGAACAUUAACUGACCGAAGGACAUGUUCAAAAGUAAACCUGCAUGAUCCUAGUCCUAAGAGCACUGGAAAACUGGUCCAAUAGCAUGUGUAAAGGCACUGACUUUAGUGAUUGAAUGUUUGUAAGGAGGCAAAUGUUCCACUUAAUAAAAAAGAUGUAAUAGCUUGUAGGACACUAAA